AUGUCAAAAUUCAACAGUUACAAUAAUUUCAUCAUCAUAGACGCCACCAACAACAAAUUAUCCCCUACUUCUCUGUACGAGAAGCAAUUUGAUCAAGAAACAUUUCUUCGCGAAAUCAAAGUCCCAUUCCCUCCAACUCUUACUCCAAAAGAAAUUAUUGUGGUCAAAGAUGGAAAAAUUCCAUCAAAACCGCCAAACAGCUUUAUAAUUUAUCGCCGUGCAUUCCAGAAACAAUGUCGCGAAUCUGGUUAUUUGCUAAAAUUAAACAUUGUUUCUGCAAUGGCAGCUGAAUCAUGGAAAGACGAACCAUUGGAAGUAAAAAAUGCUUAUAAAGAUUUGGCUUUACAAGUGAAUUUUGUGUUAGUUGAAAUGCGCGCUAGAGAAUUGCAAACUAAAAGUCACGUGCGAGAAUUAAAAGAUUUAUUGAAACAAAAUAUCGAUGAUGAUUCAUUUGACGAGAUUUCCGAUUUGAAAACUCAAAUUUUCUCAGAUAAUGAGAAAGAUUCUUCAUGUAAUGAAGAAAUCAAUUCCGAUGUGUCAUUAGAAUCGAUCACAAACGAUGUGUACGAUAAUCAAGAAAACAUGUACAAUGCUCAAGAAAAUUCGCCAAUCAAUUACAUUGUUCCAUUAUCGUUAAGCCCCGAGUUCUAUCUUAAUGAAGAAGGAAUGUUAUUUGAUGACUAUAUCGUGUUUAAUUAUUUCUCAUAUCAAGGAAAUAUAGACCAACUUAACGAAACAUUCAUCUCACAUACCGAUGAUGUGGAAGCAAUACAAUCUCAAAGACAUUAUGUUCCAUCAAUAUUUUAA
This is a messenger RNA of Ambispora gerdemannii, 807 nucleotides long. Lineage: Eukaryota; Fungi; Glomeromycota; Glomeromycetes; Archaeosporales; Ambisporaceae. The record is from the annotation of a GenBank genome assembly.